AUUCAUUGUUCUGCUUGCUUGCCUGAAGUCUGCAGCUGAAAUCGUGUUAAGGAGUUGCUUCUGGAACAGCUACAAGAAACCAAUGUCUGUGUGUUUUCCAGCAAACGAAUACGUAACACUUUAUAUCCAGGAAUACAAGAAAGACAGCAAAGUGGAGUCAAGUACAUGCAGCAGCUUCAUGGGCUUGAAGGAUCAUCUAGGGCAUGACUUAGGCCACCUUUAUGUGGCGAGCACUGGCACUCAAAUAAAUGCAAUUGUACCUUGGUCAAUGGCGGAGAAGCCAGCGAUGGAUAAGGUUAAUUCUAGGAAAGAUGAUGUAGAUAAGGAGGCAUCUGAAGAGACUUCUGGAAGCUCCAGCUGUGACUCUGAAGAAAGCACAAAUUCUGAUAAUGAUUCAGAGAGACUGAAUAAUUCUGCAUCAGAAUCACAUUUAUUGCCUAAGACUCACCGUCAGCUGUGCCGAUCUCCUUGCUUAGAGCCUCAUAUACUAAAAAGAAAUGAAAUCUUGCAAGACUUUAGCAUAGAAGAGCCUCAGAUAAUACCUAAGGAAGUCAAAAAGCCUCCUGAUGUGGUGAAAGAAUAUCAAACCAAGCUGGAGUUUGCACUUAAGUUGGGUUACUCUGAAGAGCAGGUUCAACUUGUACUAAAUAAACUUGGUACUGAUGCUUUAAUAAAUGAUAUUUUGGGAGAACUUGUCAAACUUGGAAAUAAAACUGAGACUGAUCAGACUGUAACUAAUGCUAACACUAGUGUAAUGCGUGAAGCGUCUUCCAUAGAGUCUCAGAGGUCAGAGUCUCCCCUGCAGGAGGAUGUGACAGAGGAUGGUGACAGCCUGAGGCCAAUAGUUAUCGAUGGCAGCAAUGUUGCAAUGAGCCACGGGAACAAAGAAGUAUUUUCUUGUCGAGGAAUCAAACUGGCAGUAGACUGGUUUUUGGAAAAAGGCCACAAGGAUGUUACUGUCUUUGUGCCAGCAUGGAGGAAAGAACAGUCGAGACCUGAUGCUCUUAUCACAGAUCAAGAAAUCCUGCGUAAAUUAGAAAAAGAGAAGAUUCUUGUGUUCACACCAUCCCGCCGAGUGCAAGGGAGGAGGGUGGUAUGCUACGAUGACCGAUUUAUAGUGAAGUUGGCCUUUGAGUCAGAUGGCAUUAUUGUUUCUAAUGAUAACUACAGGGAUCUGGCUAAUGAAAAGCCUGAAUGGAAGAAGUUCAUAGAUGAACGCUUACUGAUGUAUUCAUUUGUUAAUGACAAAUUUAUGCCUCCUGAUGAUCCUCUUGGCCGCCAUGGUCCCAGUCUGGAUAAUUUUCUUCGGAAGAAGCCUAUUGUGCCAGAACAUAAGAAGCAACCAUGUCCAUAUGGGAAGAAAUGUACCUAUGGACACAAAUGCAAAUACUAUCAUCCAGAACGAGGAAAUCAGCCUCAGCGAUCUGUAGCUGAUGAACUUCGUGCCAUGUCUAGAAGCACAGCUGCCAAAACUACAAGUGAAGGAGGACUGGUAAAAAGCAAUAGCGUUCCCUGUAGCACGAAAAAUGAUGGCACUUCUGAGCUGAAGCGUGCUGCUCCAAAGAGGCAGUCAGAUCCUAGUAUAAGGACUCAAGUCUAUCAAGACUUGGAGGAAAAGCUUCCCACCAAAAACAAAUUGGAAACCAGGUCUGUACCUUCUUUAGUUAGUAUACCAAGUUCCUCUACUGCAAAACCCCAAAGUACUGCACCUUUAACUAACGGCCUUCCAUCCGGAGUUCACUUCCCAACUCAGGAUCAAAGACCACAGGGACAGUAUCCUACGGUGAUGAUGGGAACCAAAAAUCAUGGAACACCAAUGCCUUAUGACCAGUAUCCAAAAUGUGAGUCUCCUGUAGAUGUAGGUUAUUACUCUAUGCUGAGUGCAUAUUCAAAUCUAAGUAUAUCUGGUCCACGUAGUCCUGAAAGGCGCUUCUCCUUGGACACAGAUUAUAGGAUUAGCUCUGUAGCUUCUGACUGCAGCAGCGAAGGGAGCGUUAGCUGUGGUAGUAGUGAUUCCUACGUGGGUUACAAUGACCGCUCUUACAUGAGUUCGCCUGACCCACAGCUAGAGGAGAACUUGAAGUGCCAACAUAUGCACCCCCAUGGCCGCCUUAACACUCAGCCCUUUCUGCAGAGUUACCACGAGCCUCUCACACGAGUGCAAAGCUAUAGUCAUGAAGAACCAAAGCAUCACUACAAACCUCCGAUUCCAUACAUGGCUGUGCAUCUACAGCAUCCAACAGUCAGCGCUCGUUCUAGCUGUCCGAAUGACUACUCUACGUCUCAGAGUUCAUCACAUUCAAAGACCAUGCAUAUGGGGAGAGCCCUUGUGUCCACGAGAAUAGACAGCAUUUCAGACUCGCGUUUAUAUGAUAAUUCUCCGUUAAGACACAGAAAGCCUUAUUCUGGCCAAGAUGGGCUUGGAAGCUGGGAUAGGCAGAGUUACGGGAUGGAUGCGUACGGCUACCGCCAGACCUACUCCUUGCCAAGUAACCCCACGCAGCCGUGUUACGAGCAGUUUGCCUUCCAAAGCUUACCUGAACAGCAGGACCAGACCUGGCGUGUACCCUACUGUGGAAUCCCUCAAGACCCUCCAAGGCACCAAGACACCCGGGAGAAGGUUUACAUUAACCUCUGCAACAUCUUCCCCCCAGAUCUUGUGAGGAUCGUGAUGAAGAAGAAUCCUCACGUGAUGGACGCUCAGCAGCUCGCUGCAGCUAUCUUAGUGGAAAAAUCUCAGCUGGGUUAUUGAGAGAUGAUGCAUCUUUGUGGUGUCUAGUAGUUUUCAGCUCAGCUCUAAUGCUGAGGGAGGUUUGCUACAAUAGCAUUUGGGAUCUCCUUCUCAGCAAGGAGGUUAUAUAGUAAUCCGUUUAUGUGAAAUACUGUAUCAUGGAGUCUGUAUGUAUAGCCCCAUGCAUCGGAAGUACCAGAUCUGGUUUGUGUUCUAGUUUGAAAAUUUUUAAAUGGCUAUUUUCACAGCUGGAAAAGGUUCCAGUUUAAAUUAAUAUAUAUAUCUAUCUAUCUAUAUAUAUAAAAAAAAAAAUCUGUGGUCUCCGGUUAUAAUCUUUGGUGCAUCAGGGGUUUAUAUGCAGCACUUUCUAUCGUUGUUUUACAUGUUGUUGGGAUUUUUGUUUUCGUUUUUAAACUUGCUGGGUGUUUGUCCUUGGGCUGCCUGGUAUCAAAACAACCUGCAGAAGGAGGAUUUUGCUACUUCUGGCAGGCAAUUUUUCAAGCCAAGUUUUUGAACUUUUUACAACACCACGAGUAUGUUUGUUUGUUUGUUUGUUUGUGAGCUUUUUUUUGCUAUAAUUAUCUAUUUAUAGGAAACAAAGAUUUACUACAGCACUGACUUCAUUUUUUUAAACAAAUAAUUAAGUUACCAGUUAACCGCGAAGUGGGUAACAAUAUAUUGGUAAUUUAUAGUAUGGCACUUUUGAUUGCUUUCUUUGUUUUGUUUAGUUACCUGUUGCGUCGAUGCAGUUGAUUAGUAAGAUCAGACGCAAUCGGAGGGGAAAAAAAAAAAUCUUUAUUUUCUUUUUUUGCUAAUAUAUGGAGAAAGUCAAAGCCUUAUUGCCUGGUUUUCAAAGGUGCUGAGAAUUUGCAGCUCGCUUUGAUGCUGCAAAUGCUGAGAACCUCCCCAAACCAGGCUGCCUUGUUUCGGUUCCUGUGUAUUGUUACCCAGCUCGAUGUAUUUCUGGUCAGUAGAAGGGAGUCUGAAAUCAUAGGAUCCCGUCUAACUGGUUUAUGUGUUUUCUUCUUUGUAUUGCUGCACAAGUGUACUGGAUAUAAUACGCUUUUCAUAAAAUAUCUACCUGGUUUUAAAUGAAUUUAAUUAUCUCAAUGCAAGUUUUAUAUUUAAGAUACUGUUUGAUUUUUCUUGCUAUUUAUCAAGGCUGGCCUGGAAAGGUUUGUGUGUUGAGGAUAUGCAACAUUUAUUAACUGCACUAUGGUAAUGAUAUUGUAGCUCAAAGUAAUAACUUAAACUUUUAUUUUCUUUCUUUUUCAGGUCGGGGGGGAGGGUUAAAGGGGGAAAAGAUACCAUAUGUGUUCCUGAAGUUAGUUUUUGGCCGUUGCAUCCUGUAGGCCUGAUUCUUGCCACAAAUAGUAUAGUUUUAGAAAGAGGCAAACCAAGUCUGGUUUAGUAUUAGUAAGGGAUAUUUCUGGUUUUAAGUCAUGGGUUUUACUAUCACCUCGUAAACUUUUAUAUAUAUAUAUAUAUAUAUAAUAGAAUAGAUUUUUGCAAUUGAUGUCAGAUGUACUUAUGUGACAUAGUCAGUUGCCGACAGUUUUAGAUUUCCAUCCAUUGUAACAAUGUUCAGUGUUAAAAAAAACAUGACUAGUUUACACUAUUACUGCUGAUAUUUUUGUUACACUUGCUGGAAUUUAAAGUAAGGCCCUGAAGAACCAGAAAGUACCUUUUACUGUUGAUACAAAUUGUAUCUUUUUAACUGAGAACUAUUUUGAUUUGUAGAUUUAGUAGAAACACAAACGUAUACCUAUAACUAGUCUUUUGGGCAACAUUUUAUCCCUUAUUUAAAAAAUUAGAGAUUUCAGACGUAGAAUAGGCUUAGGCAAGUAAAA
Molecule: messenger RNA, 4581 nt
Organism: Cuculus canorus (common cuckoo)
Lineage: Eukaryota; Metazoa; Chordata; Aves; Cuculiformes; Cuculidae
Gene: ZC3H12C
Product: zinc finger CCCH-type containing 12C
Exons: 6
Coding region: 83-2752 (889 amino acids)
Cellular component (GO): nucleus; cytoplasmic ribonucleoprotein granule
Molecular function (GO): metal ion binding; RNA endonuclease activity; mRNA binding
Source: RefSeq, a predicted model, not a curated record